This is a messenger RNA of Naegleria gruberi, 2703 nucleotides long. RefSeq lists its product as uncharacterized. The transcript has 2 exons. The coding region runs from base 1 to 2703 and encodes 900 amino acids. NCBI's taxonomy places the organism in Eukaryota, Heterolobosea, Eutetramitea, Acrasida, Naegleriidae. The record is from RefSeq and is a predicted model, not a curated record.
AUGUGGAAUACUGAUAAUGAUACAACAUACUGUCUUUCUGAUAAUGAAUCUAAAGCCUUAAUGGAAAGAAUUCAAUUUUUUAUCACACCAAAUGGUGGUGAAGACACAUUCAACAUUAAAUUGUCACCAGCCUCUCCUAAAUAUAACCACACAAGAGUCAAGGAAGCCAAGACAUUAAUAGAAAGAAGUGUAGUAGCAAGAAUGAAUCCUGAUUCAGCAAGAAAUGUAACUUGGAGACAGAAUUUAUGUUUUACACUUCCAUUUGGUCCAAUUUCAGAUUUAUUCUUCUCUCAGUUAACUCAAUCCAAACCAUCAUCUGUUAAACUUACAUCUAAGUAUUACUAUAUGGAAGGCAAAUCCUCUAAAGGUUUGAAACUUGAUACAAAAGUGUAUGUAUGGGAUGAAGAUAAUAUGCCAAGUUUAAAAUCUGAACAUUGGUUUUUGAAAAAGUGGAAUGGGAAGAAUGAUACGUUUCGAGCUAGAUGUAUUCAGUUUACUUUAACUUACAGGCCUCAACUUGACAUUAUUCGUGUUGAAUUUAAAUAUACAACUCAAAAGUGGAACAAUAUUCUACAAGCUUGGCAAGAUAUUACAUACACAUUUAACCAAUUGUUAUUAAUGUGGUUGACUAAUACAAGACUUGGAAGGUCAUUAUUGAAUCAAGCAAUUAAUUCAGUAGAAGACAAACAUCUCAAAAAGCAUUCACAAUUAGGUUAUACAAUCAGCAAACGAGCCAAAACAAGGAUAUCGGUUGUUGCAAUGGGUACAUCUUGGAUUAGGACAGGUAUAUCUAUUGGAAAAUAUAUCAAAUUCAAGAAAUUCAUCCAUCCAUACGAUCCAAAAAAAGCUAUUCCAAGUGGAGACGACAUCAAGGGUUUCUCAGGGAGUAUCAGGACUUGGUUAACAAAAACAGCUCCUUUUAAAAUAAUUUCAGAUACCACCAAAUCAUAUUACACUAUUUCUAAUGGGGUUGCAUUUUUGAUGGAUGCUGUCAGAGUGUUUGUUAAAGAGAACUUGAUAGAAAAUGCGAGCAUAUUUCUAAAGUAUUCUUGGGAUUCAAGAAUUGCUGUUCAAUCAACGCCUACUGUAUUGACGGUUUCAUUAGCAGGUAAUAAUAUUUCAAUUGAAAAUUGUAUUACAUUAUCUGCUUUCAAAACAAAUGAGAAAGUUGCACUUCAACAUACAGGAGCAUGGAAAUGCAUGCAAGAAAUGUUACGAAUGUCAUCUAUGCAUUUUGAAAAUAAGUUAUAUUCUGUUACUCACAUUGUUUCACCUGAUUUGUGUGCAUUAAGGGCGUCUGUGAAUUUACAUGAAGUACAGCAACCAGUUAGAAAGGUGUGGAUGUAUCAACAAGCUGCAUUGGUUUUGGAAAUGAGCUUUAAUGGCCAAGAUUACUCCGAAUUGCUUGUAAAUCAACAGAAUUCUCAACUAAGAGAUAGACUGAUGUAUUGGAGAAAUCAAGUUUCAAAUUCAACAUUUUAUUCUCAACUAGAUUGUGAUACCAUUAUCCCAAUAGAAGUAGUUGAUGGUAUAUACAGGUUGAAACAUCUUCCAUCAAUUCCAUCCUGUGCUGACGAUUUUUUAAGACAUUAUUGGGUUGAUCAGCAACUUUUCCAUUUAAUAAUCAAUAAUUUGAAUACCAAAUUCUAUGCCACUAGUGGUGAAACCUUAACGACUUGCCCAUUUUGUUUUUAUUCAUGGAAAAUGAGAAAGUUUUAUUUCAAAUUCCAAGAUUUGAAGAUUUGGCAGUGGAAAAGAACGGAUGAUCAUUGGAAGAACUGUAUUGGGUAUAGUUUGAAAAAUACUGGUAUUUGUAUUGCUCACGGAUUGAAUAGAAUCAUGUAUACAAUGUUAGCAUUAACUAUAGGUUCGAACGAAGAUGAUAUGAGAUAUUUUGCAGCAUUAUUCAACACUGGAUCUAUUGACGACAGAUUCCUCAAUAAGCAAUUGAUGAAACCAUAUAUCAGAUCAGAUUUGUUACUGUAUUAUGAUAACAUUGUUUGGACAAAUAAUGGUAUUAAAGUUAAAGAAACCAACCCACAAAAUCAAGCACGGAAUAAUGGAGUUGGAUCAACAACAGUUGAAUUUAAUCAACUACUAUUCAAAAUGACAGACAAAAUCGUUGUCACAUUUGAUGUAUGGUUCCCAAUUAUGCAGAAAUAUUUUGAGGAGAGGAAUAGAAUAAGUUCAUUAUCCAGAAUAUCUCAAUGUAUUGCUCAAAUGCAACAAGAACAACAAAUUGCUGAAAGGCCGAAAUUGGAUGAUAAUAUAAAGCGAUUAUGGAGGAAUUUUCAAGAUGUAUGGAAGUUGUGCUAUGAUGAUAGAGACGUUUGGAACGCUUAUAAGGCUAAUGAUUAUAUUCUUCCAAAAUUAAUUCUAGAGAUUUUCCACAAAUCAAUGUACAAGAAUGUAGGCGAGUCUGCUAAUGGUAUUGCCGAUUAUGUUCAUAUCAUUUGUUUCCAUCUAAUUGAAUUAUUUGAGAAAUUCGGGCUUGCCCCAUGGGAAUAUCAUAAUAUUGAUUCAGAAGCUUUACAUUCGCAUCAGAAGACUACUGAAAAUGCAACAACUUUAAAUGGUGGAUGCUUUCAUGAUGAAACAGAGGAUUUGCUUGUUAUGGAUUUGAAGAAAUUCUUCUGUAGAUUGGGUGAUGACUCUUUCUUGUGUGAUAUCUAUGAUAAUAAUAAAGCUGUUUCUUAUAGAUAA